Sphenostylis stenocarpa is the source of this 594-nucleotide messenger RNA. NCBI's taxonomy places the organism in Eukaryota, Viridiplantae, Streptophyta, Magnoliopsida, Fabales, Fabaceae. The record is from the annotation of a GenBank genome assembly.
AUGGCAACAAGCGAGGAAGUAGUUGCGGCGGCGCCGGCACCGGAGGCAGGGCAGAAGCACAAGCUGGAGAGGAAAUGGACGUUUUGGUGCGACAAUCAAUCCAAACCCAAACAGGGCGCUGCUUGGGGAACCUCUCUUCGCAAGGUCUACACUUUCGACACCGUUGAAGAGUUCUGGUGUUUGUAUGAUCAGAUAUUUAAGCCCAGUAAGUUGCAAAACAAUACGGAUUUUCACUUGUUCAAGACUGGGGUUGAACCAAAGUGGGAAGACCCUGAGUGUGCCAAUGGAGGAAAGUGGACAGUCACUAGCAACAGCAGCAGGAAGGUUAACCUUGAUAAGAUGUGGCUUGAAACGCUGAUGGCGUUGAUUGGGGAGCAAUUUGAGGAUGCUGAGGACAUAUGCGGUGUGGUUGCUAGUGUGCGCCAGUGGCAAGACAAACUUUCAUUGUGGACAAAGACAGCGGCAAAUGAGGCUGCUCAGAUGGGCAUUGGAAGGAAGUGGAAGGAAAUCAUUGAUGUUAACGACAAGAUAACAUACAACUUUCAUGAUGAUUCUAGAACCAAAGGAGCAACAAAGGGUCGAUAUACCGUAUAA